Messenger RNA from Dinoponera quadriceps, 903 nucleotides. RefSeq names its product ATP synthase subunit s, mitochondrial. The transcript is spliced from 5 exons. The record is from RefSeq and is a predicted model, not a curated record. Lineage: Eukaryota; Metazoa; Arthropoda; Insecta; Hymenoptera; Formicidae. The coding region runs from base 30 to 608 and encodes 192 amino acids.
ACUUAAUUGUAAGAUUACCUUUUAUAAUAAUGACGCUACACAUAUUAAAUGGACUGUAUGCUACCAUCAAUCAUUGCAGAAAACUUCCCAGCAGAGGAUUUUUUUAUUGGCUAACUAUAAUAUUCAAUAAAGUUGACAAAGAAAGAAUUCAGUCAGUUGGUCCAGACCGUGCCUGUGCCGAAUGGCUUUUGAGAAAUGGUGCCAGUGUUCGGUGGAAAGGCUUCACAAAAUAUUUGAGUGAUUAUAAUAAUUUGUCAACAGAAGAAACUCGAUAUUACAUACAAGCCGUAGAUGCUACAAAUUCUGGGAUUACUGAUGUGGGAUUUCCUCAUUUUGAUGGUUGCAGGUAUAUUGAUGAUGUAAAACUUAUACGUUGUGUUUAUAUAAAUGACACUGCAUUAUCGUUAUUGUCGAUAGUGAAAGAUACUUUAACUACUCUUGAAAUUAGAGAUUGCAAGAGUAUAACUGAUAAAGGAGUGCGUAGCUUGAAAAAUUUGAAAAAUCUGAAGACAUUAAAACUAGCUGGUAUGCCAUAUUUAGACGAUAAAGUUUUGCUUAGAAAAGAACUUGCGCAAGCCUUACCAAAUUGUGUGAUAGAAUUUAAAUAAAUUAUAUAAGACAUAGUUUAUAUGUAUCAAUUCUGAUUAUAUAUACAUAUAUAUAUAAUGUAUUGAAUAUCUAGAUUUCUUAGUAUUGUAAAAAAUACGCCUUACAAGACAUUUUUAAUUUUUUACAAAUAUUGCAAUAGUUAUUAAGCGAAUGCCAUACUUACAAAUUUUACCUAUUGAAUACUGACCUUUCCUGCAAAGUUUACAUCUUGUUAGUUGUACAGAAUUAUAAAUGCUUUUACAGUGAAUGUAUGUGUAAAAAUAAAUUUAAACAUUACUAAAUAUGUGUCAAAAA